GGAUAAUGGGCGGUCCAGGAAAAGCUGCAGACUCCUGGCUGCGCAGGCGAGGGGGUGGGGAGCCGAAACUGGGAGGAGAAAACGGGGAUUUGGGAUUCUUUGUCCUCGCCCAGUUCGCGCAGCACCACUGGAGAAGCAGCUGUCUCCUCGAAGCAAAGGAAGGAGAAAAAAGGCAACUUGAAGGGCUUAAAAUCCAGAAAACCAACUGAAGACAACUUCCAGGACCCAGAAGACAUUGUGAAGGAUUCAUAACUUCCUCCAUCCGGCAGCAAAAUGAGCUGGAGCUUUCUCACUCGUCUGCUGGAUGAGAUUUCUAAUCACUCAACCUUCGUGGGCAAAAUCUGGCUCACCUUCCUCAUCGUCUUCCGGAUCGUGCUGACGGCGGUCGGUGGCGAGUCGAUCUACUAUGAUGAACAGAGUAAAUUUGUGUGCAACACACAGCAACCCGGUUGUGAGAACGUUUGCUACGACGCGUUUGCUCCUCUUUCGCACAUUCGCUUCUGGGUGUUUCAGGUGAUCAUGAUCACCACGCCCACCAUCUUGUACCUUGGGUUUGCCAUGCACAAGAUCGCCCGCAUGGACGACGACGAAUACAGGCCACAGGGCAGAAAGAAGAUGCCGAUAGUGAGUCGGGGCGCCAACAGGGAUUAUGAAGAGGCGGAGGAUAACGGGGAGGAAGACCCCAUGAUCCUCGAGGAGAUUGAGCCGGACAAAGAGAAGGAAGUUGCAGAGAAGCCGAAAAAGAAGCACGACGGCCGACGUCGCAUAAAGAGAGACGGACUGAUGAAGGUCUAUGUCUUCCAGCUACUGUCCCGUGCCGUCUUUGAGGGGGCGUUUUUGUUUGGGCAGUAUGUCCUUUACGGGUUGGAGGUGGCGCCAUCCUACGUCUGCACGCGCUCUCCUUGCCCGCACACGGUGGAUUGCUUCAUUUCUCGCCCCACUGAGAAAACCAUCUUCUUGCUCAUCAUGUACGGUGUCAGCGCGUUGUGCCUCUUCUUCACCAUGCUGGAGAUCUUUCAUCUUGGCGUCAGCGGGAUUCGGGACUGCUUUUGCCGGCCGCGGCCUCGCUCUCGAGCCCCUCGCCCCCCGCCACCUGCCAGCCAGAGGUCUUCGAUCUGCCGCCAACCCUCUGCCCCUCCAGGGUACCACACCGCUCUGAAGAAGGACCCCAACGGAAAGAUGGGCUUCAGGGAUAACUUCGGAGACUCGGGUCGCGAAUCCUUUGGUGAUGAAGCAUCGUCUCGGGAGCUGGAGAGGCUGCGCCGACACCUGAAACUCGCUCAGCAGCACCUGGAUUUGGCAUACCAAAACGAGGAGAACAGCCCGCCCCGCAGCAGCAGCCCAGAGUCCAACGGCAUUGCAGUGGAGCAGAACAGACUAAACUUUGCCCAGGAGAAGCAAAGCAGCACCUGUGAGAAAGGUCUGCGUGCGUAAACUCAAACGAUGAGAACAAAAAGGGAAGUGAUGGACUUGCUUGAGGUGGAUGAAGACCCCAAGCCCUCCAGUGUUACAUCCCACUGUGCAGAACUCCACGUGGCAGACCCAAAGUGCUUAUCAACUGCCGUCAUGCAACAGAAGUGGUAAAGGUUGACAUGUACAUCUCCCUCAGGGCAGCUAACUGUUAGAUACUAUAUGGAUAUUUUAUUAAGAAACUUGGAGCUUCUUGUCAUUUCUAUCUUUUUAUUAUUAUUAUUAUUGUUUUGGUCGGUGUGUAAAUCUCAAGUUUGCCUUUAGACUUGAACUGGAAUUUUGUUGCGGAAAGGCCCAGCCAGUCGUUUUGUAACGUGUGUACCUAGUGAGAGUGAUUGUAGAAGAGAGCAAAAGGUUGAACAGGGCGCCUCAAAUCAAACACCAGUACUGGGAGUUAUGAUCUUAUGAAGACUGUACAAGAUGUUGAUCAUCACACAACAAGGGCUCCUCUCAAGUGUCUUUUAUUAAAUGUUAGUGUUGGUCCGGAACUGGUCAACACUUCCAAUCCUGGAACCUGUGGCCUGUACUGCGCAGCUGUAGUUCUGUUUCUUCACAGAUUUCAGGACUCAAUCCAUUUCCAAAAUCAAAGUGAAACCUCUGAGCAAAUGAUCAAACUCCUUAAGGCUUUGGUGUUAUGCUUUAUAGAGAAGAUUAUGUGGAUUUCUGUGCUGUCCAGAAUUGGUCUUCAGUAUUAAUCCUGUCUUCCUUGCAUCCUUUGAUACUUUCCCUUGUCUUUGCAGGCUUUCAAUCAGUCCCUUCUUGUUUUGGUUGAAUUUACGGUAAAUGGUUUCACAGUGGAUAGAACUAACUACACAGGCUGCAUGAAAAGGGAGGGAAACUAGGAAACAAUAACGGAAGGACAAAAUGUAGUAAAACCACAAAGGACAAGAAUGAUGCAAGGAACGAUUGACAGAAGCAAGAACUGAUGAGCAGAUGGCAAUCAUAAAGGAAAGUAGUAACAUAACAGGAAAGGACAAGAGGAAGCAAGGAAGACUGGAUGGGAGACAAUCUAGGGGAAUACUGAAGACCAAUUCAAGCUGGGAUAGGAAUACCAAGAAUCUAAUCUACUUAGAUGUUUGGGAUUCCUGAGCUAUCUGGAAUUGGUCUUCAGUAUUUCAAUAUUCUGAAAUAAUGAAUAUUUUCCAUCAUCUCUUCCUUGUAUCAUUCCUGUUCUUUCCUGGGCUGUUACUACUUUAUCUCAUCAUUGCCAUCUAUCCAUGGGUUUCAUCUUUCUGUUCUUGCACCCUUUGAUUGUUGAAUCUUUGCUCAUUCUUGUGCUCUGGAAAUCGUCAAGGUUCCGGCGGCAUACGGUGAGCUCUCGCUGGUCCUUGAAAAUCUGGUGUAAAUCUCAUGCCACGCCAUACCCGUAUCCGCAGCAGGUCUCCAAGGUGAACAGCCUCUAGCAUGUUGGAUCAAGGGGGUUAAGGGAAGUGAGGAAGUCAGAUCUGUUGGUUAGUUUUAUCCUUUGUUGAACCAUUUGCCGUCAAUUCAGUGAACUUCAGUUCAACAAUCCUCUUAGUAGUUUACAAUGAAGUUUUUCUGUGUGCUCUCUCAGCGUGGAGCUGUUUCUGUUUUGCUGCUCUGUAUGUUCUCAGUCAAACUGAAGGAAUCUUGAAGCGAUGAACCUUCUUCGCAGUACAGGCCUCUUUUAUAGGUAACUGGAACACUUGAGGUGCCUUUGUCCAAAGGAACAAACAAACCUGGGUAAUGCUUGAAAUAAAAGAACCGUGUAACUCUUGAUAUUGCCAUGUAUUGUUUUGAAAUGUUUGAUACUGUUCUUUAUUUUUGUAUUCUGAGUAUUGUUGUUAAACGUUCACUACUGUCUCUGCUUUCCGUGGCUGAAAGUGAACUUGUUCGGUACAGUUUGAAAGAUAAAGUGCAGCAGUUUUUUGUUUUUCUUUUGAUUUCUGUUUGGAUCAACCUGUUGCUUCUUUUCUUCGGUACAUGAUUUUUGUGACCAUGAAAUGUUUACUUCUGCCGCACCUGCCUGUUCAGUUGUCUGUUAGUUUAAUAAUAGAAGAAGCUGUGUGCCACUUCACCAUCUGCUAAAUGCUAGUCUUCUGGAGCUUGGUGUUCCAGACCUGAGAGGAUGGCUGCAAAAAAACUGCUACAAUGUGAAUUUCUUCUUUGAUUGCACCAAUUUUUGUAUUCAGAUUCAUAACCACAGUGCCAUUAGUACACCUUAAAUAUUGUCAUCUCAGAUAUUUUUUGACCAACUUUUUUUGUACUUUUAUACGUUUUUGUAUUGACUAGUACUUUGUGGUUUCUAAAAUAAACAUUUUUACAAUCA
Poeciliopsis prolifica (blackstripe livebearer) is the source of this 3760-nucleotide messenger RNA. It is a transcript of the gene gjc4b, whose product is annotated as gap junction protein gamma 4b. The transcript has 3 exons. Gene Ontology annotation, biological process: cell communication. Gene Ontology annotation, cellular component: connexin complex. Lineage: Eukaryota; Metazoa; Chordata; Actinopteri; Cyprinodontiformes; Poeciliidae. The record is from RefSeq and is a predicted model, not a curated record. The coding region runs from base 274 to 1434 and encodes 386 amino acids.